Nothoprocta perdicaria is the source of this 3200-nucleotide messenger RNA. Its product is annotated as lysine-specific demethylase 2B-like. The coding region runs from base 16 to 2253 and encodes 745 amino acids. NCBI's taxonomy places the organism in Eukaryota, Metazoa, Chordata, Aves, Tinamiformes, Tinamidae. Gene Ontology annotation, biological process: protein demethylation; regulation of transcription by RNA polymerase II. The record is from RefSeq and is a predicted model, not a curated record. The transcript has 11 exons. Gene Ontology annotation, molecular function: DNA binding; protein binding; histone demethylase activity.
CUUUUUAGCCUUUGGAUGGCACUGAACAGGGCGGUGGGCCGGCCCAAAGGGAAGCUGGGCGCCGCGGCAGCCGUGAAGCUCGCAGCUAACCGGAGCACCGCGGGCGCGCGCCGCAGGAGGACGCGAUGCCGCAAGUGCGAAGCCUGCCUGCGCACCGAGUGCGGCGAGUGCCACUUCUGCAAAGACAUGAAGAAGUUCGGGGGCCCUGGCAGGAUGAAGCAGUCCUGCAUCAUGAGGCAGUGCAUCGCGCCGGUGUUGCCUCAUACUGCUGUGUGUCUGGUGUGUGGAGAAGCUGGGAAAGAGGACACUGUGGAAGAGGAGGAGAGCAAGUUUAAUCUCAUGCUAAUGGAAUGCUCCAUUUGUAAUGAAAUAAUACACCCAGGAUGCCUUAAGGUGAAGGAAUCGGAUGGUGUGGUUAACGACGAGCUGCCCAACUGCUGGGAGUGUCCCAAGUGCAACCAUGCAGGGAAAACUGGAAAAGCGUACAAGCAAAAGCGCGGACCUGGAUUCAAAUACGCAUCAAAUCUCCCAGGCUCAUUGCUGAAGGAGCAGAAAAUGAACAGGGACAACAAGGAAGCAACAGACGCCGCGAAGCGGAAAGGCGACUGCGAAGAGACUCCCAGGCGGAAAUCCGAGGAACAUUCCAAAAAGGCUCAAGUUGACUCCAUCCUGCGGAGAAAGUCRGACGAGGUGCAUCUGCGGAGGAAGAGGAAAUUUGAGAAACCCCAGGAACCUGCUAUGAGGAAACGGCGGCGGUCGUGGAAGGGCCCCGACGAGCGCGCGGCCCUGCUGAAGCCUCUGCGCCGCCUCAAGCAGGAGCCCGAGGACGAGGUGCCCGAGGCGCCGCCCCGCGCCAAGGAGAGCGACCAGUCGCGGUCGAGCUCGCCCACGGCGGGGCCCAGCACCGAGAGCGCCGACUCCCGGGACAAGAAGAAAUUCAAGAUGAGGCGGAAAAGGCGGCUCCCCAAUAAGGAACUGAGCAAGGAGCUCAGCAAGGAGCUCAACCAGGAGAUCCAAAAAACCGAGAACAGCCUUGCCAACGAGAAUCACCAACCCAUCAAAUCGGAACCCGAGAGCGAGAACGAGGAGCCGAAGCGGGCCCUGAACAACAGCGAGAGACUGCACAGGUUCAGCAAGGGGCUGAACGGGACUCCCCGCGAGCUGCGGCACCAGCUCAUCCCCGGCCUGCGGAGCACCCCGCGGGGCAUAGCCCGCCCGCCGCCCUCGCUCUCUCCUCCCAAAUGCAUCCAGAUGGAGCGGCACGUUAUCCGGCCGCCCCCCAUCAGCCCCCCUCCGGACUCGCUGCCCCUGGAUGAUGGGGCCGCACACGUGAUGCAGAGGGAAGUCUGGAUGGCUGUCUUUAGCUACCUCAGUCAUAGAGACUUGUGCAUCUGUAUGAGAGUUUGCAAGACCUGGAACAGAUGGUGCUGUGACAAAAGAUUAUGGACCAAAAUAGAUUUAAGCCAUUGUAAAUCCAUCACUCCACUUAUGCUUAGUGGCAUUAUUAGGAGACAGCCUGUAACCCUUGAUCUUAGCUGGACAAAUAUAUCUAAAAAGCAGCUGAGUUGGCUUAUCAACAGACUCCCAGGUCUCCGAGACCUGCUGUUAUCAGGGUGCUCAUGGAUAGCAGUGUCGGCACUUUGUAGUUCCAGUUGUCCUUUACUCCGAAUUCUGGACGUGCAGUGGGCGGAAGGAUUGAAAGACGCACAAAUGCGAGACCUCCUGUCGCCACCCACAGAUAACCGGCCAGGCUGCAACGGGUGUACUUUAGAGAGUAUGGAAACACUUUCUUCCAGUUCAGGGAAGGAGCAGUUCUGUGGGUCAUGCCCCAUUCGCCCGGAUAUCAGCUCAGGUCAGAUUGACAACCGGAGUAAACUACGGAACAUAGUUGAACUGCGUUUGGCUGGUCUGGAUAUAACGGAUGCUUCUUUACGACUGAUCAUUCGGCACAUGCCUCUGCUCUCCAAACUCAAUCUUAGUUACUGUAAUCAUGUGACGGAUCAGUCUAUCAACCUGCUGACUGCAGUCGGAACCACCACGCGGGAUUCGUUAACAGAAAUUAAUUUAUCAGACUGCAAUAAGGUGACUGACCAGUGCCUGUCCUACUUCAAACGCUGUGGAAACAUCUGCCAGAUUGACCUGAGGUACUGCAAGCAGGUGACCAAGGAAGGCUGCGAGCAGUUCAUAGCGGAGAUGUCCGUAAGCGUUCAGUUUGGGCAAGUGGAAGAAAAACUUCUGCAAAAACUGAGUUAGUUAAAGGACACGUGUAAAUACUGGGGCGAGGGGAGGGGGGGAAGGGACUAAGAACAUGUAGGGAUUUUAUUUUCAAUUGGGAACUUGGAAUAUUGGAAACUAUCGCGAUUGGAUUUUACAACUCUUGUCAAGGAGACAACAUUAAACUACCCAUGUUAAGAAUUUCAACCUGUGCCACUCAUUCAGUCUACCUGGGAUGUCCUGCACUGGCUCUUAUGCAAACUCAUAAGGCGACUGUUAUUGAUAAUUGUUCACACCCGGAAGACGACUGAUCUCCAAGAAAUACUGUUAUUUAAAGUACCACAGCAUGUGCUUGGUAGUGUAAAUUUGAUUUCUGCUUUUCAUUUCUUAAACAGAAAAGUUGGUGUCAUUAAAGUGGACCACGCACUGCAUUUCUGCCUUCUUAACACAUUUUGUUUUGUUACAUCUUACAUUAUGCAGAACUAUUUUUGUACAAAAAUUGUUUAAAAAUUAUUUAUGCAAUGUUUGAAUGCAUUACCAGUGUUUCGGUUUUGAUUGCCAAUUUUUAUCUUUACUUAUGGUAGGAGAGAACUUAACCUAUACUUCGUAGACAGUAUCUAUCUACAAACGUGCCCAGGUCAGGAAAAGUAGGUUCAUACUUUCAACUUAAAGCAUGUUUUAAUGGAAGUUUAUAUCCUGCUUUGUAUACUUCAGAAGUGACAUAAGCAUGUUGUGGAAAUAAGGUGUAAAUUAUAGUUGAAGUAAAACACUUUGCCAAGUUUUAUCUGUAUAGAAAUCACCUUUUUCUCAAAAUUUUAAAAAUUCCAAUUUCAGCUUUUGCACAUAGGAGGGUUUCACUCUGUAGCAUGAGCUCUUGUACUCAAUAUAAAAUUAAUUUAUACAGUGAGUCCAGCAGUAGAAUAAAUGGUCAAACGUAGUCUCUCUUUCUUUGAAGUGUGAGUUGAGUUCUCAUUUAAGGUUUAUAA